AUAGGUUUUAUCUAACUGGACAUAAUUUAAUAAAACACCGGUAAACCGCCAUCUUAGCUGAAAAAGAAACAAAAAAACAUGGAUGAUGAUGGCUGUGUUGUGAGACUUCGGGGAUUGCCUUGGUCAGCAACAAAUGAUGACAUUGUCAGCUUCUUUGGACCCUCUGUAAAUAUUGUUCCGAAUGGGGUUCAUUUCACAUUCUCUGGGGAGGGAAGACCAAGUGGAGAGUCUUUUGUUGAGCUCCAGAGUCCUUCAGAUGUAGAGGCCGCACUAACAAGACACAAAGAUCACAUGGGACAAAGAUACAUUGAAGUGUUCCGUUCAAAGCAAAGUGAGAUGGACUGGGUGGUGAAGAGAUCUGGUCGGAACCAACCACAGUCCCGGGAUGCCGUCUUGAGGCUUCGUGGUCUGCCAUUUGGCUGCUCCAAGGAAGAAAUAAUGCAGUUCUUCUCCGGCUUGGAGAUAGUGCCCAAUGGGAUAAUGCUACAGGAAGAUCGGAUGGGGAGAGCUACUGGGGAGGCCUACGUACAAUUUGCGAGCUCUGACAUUGCGGAGAAAGCCCUGCUCAAGCAUAAAGAACGAAUUGGGCACAGAUAUAUUGAGAUCUUCAACAGCAGCCUAAAUGAGGCUACGGCUUGUAUUGGUUAUCCGAAGCCUCGUCCCCUGAUAGGCCCAGGGAUGGCAGCUGCCCGACCAGGCCCUUACAACAGGAACCAAAACAUGGGCAACAACAUGGGCAUGUCUGGGGGCUAUGGCAGGGGCCGAGGUCGCAAUCUCAAAGGGUUUUAUGACUAUGAUGAUGACUAUGAGGAUGAUAUGGGGUUUGGCGGUGUUGGCGGAGGCAUUGGCGGUGGGAUGGGUGGAGGGCGGAUGGGCAUGAACAACAUGGGCGGAGGUGGUGGUGGAGGAGGCGGAGGUACGUAUUCAUGUAGAGGGAUGGGUAUGGGUGGAAUGAACCGGCGUGGAAACCUGCGACAACAGCAGAGGAUGGUUGGUCGUUCUGGUGGUGGAGACCAGAUGAGCCCCAUGGGGGGUGGGGCCAUGCAGGGAGGCUUCGGGUCAACGUACGUGAGCAAGACGGGCCACUCAGUACACAUGAGAGGCCUCCCCUUCCAGGCUGACAACCAGGAUGUAGCUGAUUUUUUCUCGCCGCUGGUUCCGGUGAAGGUAGAGUUUGAGUACAACGCCCAAGGCAAGCCAACGGGCGAGGCCAAUGUGGACUUCUCCACCCACCAGGAGGCCAAGGAAGCCAUGAAGAAACACAAGGCAAACAUGCAGCACCGUUAUAUUGAGUUGUUCCUGAACUCUGUGCCUGGUAACCGUAGUGACGGUAUGUACGGUAACGAUGGGGGAUUUGCAGGGGAUGAGGAUAUGGAGAUGAUGGGCGGGGGCAUGCAGGGCAACAUGAUGAGGAAAGGAAACAUGGGUGGUUGGGGCGGUGGUGGAGGCGGCAUGAAGAUGGAUGGAGGCGGUGGGUAUAACAACAUGGGCGGGGGCAUGCGUAACAGGAUGAACAACCCAAACUACACAGCCUUCUGAGAUGGAAAACAAAUGGAUUAAAUGAACAAUUAAUGGUUUUUCUUUUAAUGGAAAAUCACAUGCCCUGAAUUCCAUGUACAGUAAAAAUGAUGAUGAUAUUAAAACUGUUGCUGGCCUAUUAUGUUAAGAUUCAUUUGUGAAUAUCUCACUCACUGGGGAAGGAACUGUUUUCAGGGUCAUAUAAAACUCAUUUAUAUGAUAUUUCACUUUCAUUAGGAUUUCUCAUUAUGAAGAUUUAUUCAUUUUAUGGCUUAAUUUCAGAACUUCUGUUAAUGAUUGAUUUCUUUUUUCUUUGACUACAACUUUAUUUUAUCCUAACAGACUUUAUGCAUCUGUUUCAUACAGAAUAGUUUUAUAUGCUUUUACUGUUCCAUUUUCCAUUUCUCCCAUGACUGUGACUUUGUGAUGGUUUUUGUCAUGUUAUGUACUGUAAUUAUCUCAAGAAUAAAUACCAUCAAAACUG
This is a messenger RNA of Mya arenaria, 2002 nucleotides long. RefSeq names its product heterogeneous nuclear ribonucleoprotein H3-like. Lineage: Eukaryota; Metazoa; Mollusca; Bivalvia; Myida; Myidae. The record is from RefSeq and is a predicted model, not a curated record. Gene Ontology annotation, cellular component: ribonucleoprotein complex; nucleoplasm. Bases 79 to 1539 code for a protein of 486 amino acids. Gene Ontology annotation, biological process: regulation of RNA splicing. Gene Ontology annotation, molecular function: RNA binding. The transcript has 11 exons.